Molecule: messenger RNA, 303 nt
Organism: Rotaria sp. Silwood1
Lineage: Eukaryota; Metazoa; Rotifera; Eurotatoria; Philodinida; Philodinidae
Source: the annotation of a GenBank genome assembly
AUGUCUCAACAACAUCUGUUCUUAAUGUUUAUGGUUGGUACAUCACUUUUUAUCAUCGUUCAAAUGUGUAGUAUCAAUAAUAAUCCUGACGAACUUCGACGUUAUCAGCGUGGUUUUGGUAAUCGACGUGCUUUAGUUACUGCUCUAAAGCAUCAUUAUCCAAAACAAAUUCUUGUUGGAUUGGAUAAUCAAGAUCAUUUUCGAGCUGAUAAAUAUUUAUUCUCAAAUCCUUAUGACACAAUAGAACAAAACGAUUUAACUCAACAACAACAACAACAACAAAUACCUUUUACUGAUCGUUAA